UCCAUACACAGCCAGAUAUCGAUUAGAAGGCCAGGCAACAUGGCGCAGGCUGGCAAGACUUAUGGAUCGACGGGAGAAAUAGUCAUGUUCGCCAGGUUCCAAACAGACUUCGGACACCGGACACGCACUUAAGGGUUGUCCACUAAAUGCGCUAACAUCUACGUUAAUUCAAAUGUGAUUUAUGGGUCUUAUAAUAAUGCACGCACCGCCUAAACUUACCGUGUCGAAGCUACAAAACGGUGGUGUUAUCCAAUACUAGCUAGGGUCUAUUAGCGAACCGGACCGAGUGUGUGAGUGUGGGUAAUAAUAGUUGGGCUACUAUUUUAAUUCACAGGCUGUGCUGUACACCUUGUAGUGAAGGGAAGCUGUAGCGUUAGCAGGCAGUACCAAGCAGCAUGGCAGCGGUGGCAGCCUGGCUCCCCUUCGCCCGAGCGGCGGCCAUCGGUUGGGUUCCGGUGGCUCAGCAACCCAUGCCCCCUCCCCCCGUGAAUAGGGAGCACAACCGCACCGAUGAUUUGAUGAAGAUCAACGUCAGCGGGCGCAGGUUUGAAACUUGGAGAAAUACUCUUGAGAAGUACCCUGACACUCUGCUUGGAUCAAACGAAAAGGAGUUUUUCUACGAUGAAGACGCCAAGGAAUAUUUCUUUGACCGUGAUCCAGAUAUUUUCAGAAAUGUUCUUAAUUAUUACAGAACUGGGAAGUUGCACUAUCCAAAGCAUGAAUGCAUUACGGCGUAUGAUGAAGAGCUCGCAUUCUUCGGUAUCAUGCCUGACAUUAUUGGCGAUUGCUGUUACGAAGAUUAUAGGGACAGAAAACGCGAGAACAAUGAGCGCUUGCUCGAUGACAAAGAUUCUGAAGAUGGUGAUAAUGUACCCCUGGCCUCUAUGAGGGAAAAAUUAUGGCGUGCUUUUGAAAAUCCUCAAACGGGUACCGCAGCAUUAGUGUUUUAUUAUGUGACAGGGUUCUUUAUUGCUGUGUCAGUAAUGGGAAAUGUGGUGGAAACCGUUCCAUGUGGAAUCGUACCGGGAACAUUUGAUAAUCCUUCUUGUGGGGACCGGUACGAAAAGGUGUUCUUUGUAGUAGACACUGCAUGCGUCAUGAUUUUCUCAGUGGAAUAUCUCCUUCGGCUGUACGCAGCGCCUGAUCGCUGUAAAUACAUGCGUAGCAUAAUGAGUGUAAUCGAUGUGGUGGCCAUUUUACCCUACUACAUCGGGCUGUUUCUUACGGAAGAAAAUGACGACGUUAGUGGUGCAUUCGUGACUCUCAGAGUCUUCAGAGUUUUUCGUAUCUUUAAGUUUUCAAGGCAUUCGCAGGGAUUACGAAUCCUUGGCUACACUUUGAAGAGCUGUGCCAGCGAACUGGGGUUCCUGGUAUUUUCCCUUGCAAUGGCUAUCAUCAUAUUUGCCACAAUAAUGUUUUAUGCAGAAAAGAACGUAGAAAACACAAAAUUUACCAGUAUCCCUGCAGCAUUUUGGUACACCAUCGUUACUAUGACUACUUUAGGUUAUGGUGACAUUACCCCAGAAACCAUUAUGGGAAAAAUAGUGGGUGGUAUUUGCUCCCUUAGCGGUGUGUUGGUGAUCGCGCUUCCAGUCCCUGUCAUAGUGUCAAAUUUUAGCCGCAUUUAUCAUCAAAGUCAAAGAACCGACAAACGCAAAGCGCAGAAGAAAGCCCGGCUAGCAAGGAUAAGAAUGGCCAAAAACGCAAGUGGUGCGGCUUUUGUGGCGCGAAAGAAAAAGGAAGAAGAGCGAAUACGGCUGCAAGAAUUAGGUCAGGAGCCUGAAGAUAAAGAUGACGCAGACGUAUUUGAGCUUCAGCACCAUCAUUUGCUGAGUUGCUUGGAAAAAACCACAGACCGCGAGUUCACAGAUAUGGACGUGAACUAUAAUGGUCAGCCCACCAAGCUCCUAGGCACCCCUCCUCUCACCCCCACCAUGUCUGUCCGUUCCAGGGACAAUAAAAACAGAACCACCGGUUGCUGCGCCAGGAAAUCUUCUAGAAAACCACUUAAGAAUUCCUCAGACGCAGAGGAAUUGAACGACAUCAGUAUUCGCAUCCCCUCCAGUAAUCGCAACUCACGGUCCAGUCUAAACGCCAUGAGCUACCCGACUAGUUCCAACAGCCGACCCAACAAUAUACAAACCACAGCCGUAGUGAGCAUGCCCAACACGUCGCCUGGCAACAUGGGAAACUCCCAGGAUUCCCUUCACACGCCCAGCACGGCCAGCACAGUGUCCCCAGCAGGGGGCGUGGUGAGAAUCUCCACCUUAUAGCACAGAGGGUGUUGUGAGGACGGUGGGGCCCCCCUCCCCUGGGGGGUCUCACCCAGGGGGUCUCGGCAGGUCCUGCUAGGGUCUGUGGCGUAAUGGGUACGUGGCUGUCAAGGUGCAACAGGUGACAUGCCGCUACGGGGACACUCACACAUUUACCUUCACUUACGGAAUUAUGAAUAGUAUCGUUAUAUAGAUAUAUAACAUAUUGCUUAUCAUGCAUAGAUAUGUAUUUUACAUGUAUUUGUGUGUGACAAACAAUUCAUAUGGUGAUGGUAUAGGAGUCUUAAUGUUUUGAUUAGUCAUGAAGUCGAAUUUCAAACAGCCAUUAUGGUUGUUAGUAUAGCUAAUGUAGACUUUAUUUAAGAAAAAAAAAACUGUUACUGUAUAUAGUCUGUGGUCAGUCCUUUAGCACAUAGUUCACAUCUUUUAUUACAUUUGUACACUUCAAUUCAUGACAUUAACGCAUUUAGUUUAUCUUUUAAUGCUAAGAAGUGUCUGCGUAAAUGUACUGAAGUAGCCAGGCGUUGCUAGAGGAUAAAGUGUAGGACUAUCUCUCUUUUGAGGCAGUAGUGCUUUGAAUUCUAGUGCUCAGUGAGCACACAAUGUGAUGUGACUGUUGUAAAACGGACUGCGAUUGGCUCUCGCAAACCAUGUGACCAGCUGUCACAGACAGGGGUUGCCAUGGUUGCCAUUUAUCUCUAUUUUUAGUUAGCACUUAUGUAUAGGAAAUUUUGGAAGAAAUUGUGAAUAUGAUUGACCUGCUGCAUGUGAAAUGCUCAGGCAAGUUUUUCCCGUCUAGGGAAAAUUUUUAAAAACAGUACUUAUUAGUGUGUUUGGGUGAGUUGGCAUACAUGUAGAAUCUGUUUCCAUUUUUAAUGUAUAUACACUGUGUCUGAUGGUUGUAUUUGAUGAACACUCAGUCUGAUUUAGAGUAGAGGGAAACGUUUCCAUGGAUGUUUGAGAAAUUGCACCUGGUUCCUAGCAGAAAAAGAAAGAUAGAGUAGUAAAUUGUGAGAAAAAUAGAAAAAAGAGUGACAGUUUCACUGUAGUUGAUGUGUCCACCUAUUGCUAUUAUUUCUUCACGCGGGAUUGUUAUCAUUACAAACCAUGUAGAUCGAAGCGAUUGUACACAUGAUACUAGCCGUAGUAGGGAUGUUUAUUUUUCUUCUUCAUACUCAGUUUAAUUUAACAACACCUUGGUUUUUGUUUGCAGUGUUGAAAGUGAAAGAGAGCCCUCUUCACUUCUUGUUUGUUCACUUAGUUGUUAUUUGUUACAUCUUCCUUUUUGUUAAAAUUCCUUGGUUCUUAUUUUUAUGACAGAAGCCAUAAACCACCUCUCUAGGUUCUAGAAAAAUCAAUUUCUUGUCACGUAACUUAGGUUUUACCUUGAAAUGACAUCCGCUGUUAUUAUACAGAACAUUUCCACAAACCCACUCCGAUACUGAUUCAAUUAAAGUGGCAGGAGCAAAAGGGUAUCAUUUCAAAAGGGUGAUACCUAUCCAUUCAUCCAGCUUCCAUCUUACGUAUCUAUUUCAAGUACAUUAUAAUCUGUUGAUUUUAUUUAUUAUCUGUAUCUACAAUAUGUAUUGUUUUAAGCAGUGAUGACUUACUUAUUUUCUGGACUUCAUUCACAAAACAAAGGUCUUUUAAGCAAACCAGUUUACUUCACUUAGUUGGCUUGCAAUUAUAUAUUAAUUUUUUUUCAAUGAACCAUUUUCUGCAGUCAUUUUCUGCAGGUAGAUGUAGAAAUUUAUUGCUCUUAGAAUCCCCGUGUCACUGAUCAAUAUCUAUGCUGACGUCACAGAUGUUCAUCACUUGUUUUCUAUGUACAACUGGAAGGCACCGUUAAGCUGUGUAUGAAUUGCCCGAUACCUUGUUAUACACCUGAUUUUUCACCACUCUGUGUCCUUUUAUUUCUGCUCUUUCUUAAUUUUAAAUGUUCAUGCUAUCUAUUGAUAUUUAACUUUGUAUUUUUACUUCUACUGCCAUGUUCUCUAGAGGCUGUUAUAAAAAUUUUGAAAGAAUCUCAAUUGUGAUUUUAGGCUUCUUGCAUAAAAUUUAUUAUAUAUAUUUAAUUUAUCUUUAAAACAUUAUAGUUGAAUUACAAUCAUUGUUAUAAGGGAAAGAUUGAGGGUGAACAUGAAGAACAAUUACCUCGAAAAGUGAAAUGUACUCGUGUGUAGAUUUCAGCAUAAUAUAUUUCUUACGUACAUGUUUUGUCUCCGGCAACUGUGUGCACUUUGACAUGUUUGUGCUAUCGCACACUUUUUACAGCCUUAUAUGUAUAUGAUCUUAUUCAUCUUACAAAAUCAUAGACAAAUAGACAUAUGUAUACAAUUUUUAAAUUAAAUAAUGAAUGAAUAGUGGAUUGUGGGAAGGUCAUGUGAUCACUGUGCGAGUUACGUUGUGUUAAAGAACCACCACAGUUAGAAGCAUUCUGGAAGAAUUCUCAAUCUGGCAAACAAUUUCGAUUGACAUUUAUUCAUAUGGAAUGGAAUUUUCAUGGGUUGUUUACCAAUAUUUUAAACUUAACACUGGAGAUGGGGGGGGGAGGUAUGUAUUUAAUGCAGGUAUUUUAACUUAUCCUUUCUGAUUCUUAUAAUUUACAUAUUCUUAUCUUAAAGGAUGAAGUCAUUGAACGUUUUUUAAAGCCGUUGUUUGGUCAGUCUGUUGUGACGAUGUGGAAAUUAUGACCUCAGUGAGCUGAAAUUGAAAUUUUUAAUUAAAAUUAAAAUUUAUUUUAUUGUAGUAAAAAGAUACAUUGUCAAAAUUCCAGUGCAUUUGUUUUAUUCAUGUAUCAUCUUUGUGGCUGCAUCCUAUCUGAACACCAUGUAUUUCAACCAGUAAAAUGUUAACACUGAAAGCCGGUAAUAGAAUAAACUUAAGUAUUUUCUUCUAUUAUUUUUUGAUGGUCAAAAGUAAAAAAAGAGCUUCCAGGAUGCUUCUUGGUGGGUUAUAUCUGUUGAUGGCUCAUAAGAUAGCCAAAAUGUAGUGUUUUCAUAUAUAUGUUAACAGUGCAUGCAUAAGAUAAUGCAUAAUACUCAACUAUUAGACUAUUCUUCACUGUGCCAGCUAUACUCCUUAUGUUGUUUGAUUGGUCCUUUGAAUUUCAAAGCCUGUUAUUCUUUCAUUGGAACUGUUACAAGGCAAAAGCGCUAUUUCUAGACUACAUUUUUUUUCUUGUGUAUUUUCUUUUUUUUUUUGUACCACAGGAUUGUAAGCAAUACAGAAUCAACCAAUCUUAUCCGGUAAACUGUCAGAAACAGCCGAUUCAAUAAGAGAAAACCAAAUGCAAAGUAAAGUCAAUUUGGUCCCAAGGGCGGCAUUAGACCUACCUGUAAUCAGUCAAUACUUCUCAAUCUAUUAAUGGCGGCACUAAAUCACUUUUGCUGCAUUUAUACAAGUCGAGAUCUAGAAGGUGCCAGAGACGACUGUACUGCGUCACAGUAUUCUUUGAUCAUUAUCAGAAAAUACCCUACGUGACAUGAUGUGUGAUAAUUUUCACUUUGAUAUAUUCAUUAGUAACCAGUAUACAAGACAUACCUAGUCUCUUUCACUGUGAAAUGAUAAUAACUUUGCUGAACUUCAGAAUUAAAGAAACGGCCGCCCGUUGCCCCAUCCUUGGCUGACGUGAUUUGAUGCACAAAUACAAAAAUAAAAGUUUCACAGUGAUGACAUAGACUGACAGAGUGUUCACCUGUAGCUUAAACAAAUAAGGGUGGGGUGCAGUUAUAUUUCACACCUGAAUAAUUAAUUCCCAGUGUCAUUUGUCUGUCCAGUCACAUUCACACUGGAAUGAUGGUAGGCAUUUGUGGUGAAUUUUUAUGAUAUCCUACAAGAAACACUUGUUUUUUAAUAAGUGCAUAAAGGGACUAACUACCAAAAUUUAUGCCCCAAAUUUCAGAGAUUGUCCGAGAAACUUGCCCACCUCCCCUUAUUUGCUGACAAUCUUCGGGUUCAUUACACAUGGUCUGCGCAGACAAGUACUCAGAACUGUUGACCUCCGCCAAGACGGGGUUCUGUCUUUUUUGGUUUGUUAGUUAAUAGCUGAACUGAAAAAAAGUCACAGACAGGUUUUGAUAAAAUUUUAAGGAUAGGUCAGUAAUGGGCUGACAUUGAAUUGUUUAGAUUUUGGUGUUGGUCCAUUUACUGAUAACUGAGGAGAAUUGAGCUGCCUUGGUGGAGAUCUGCACGUUCUGAGCACCUUGGCGGAGGUCUGCACUCUCUUUGUAGCUUGGCUAUGUAAUCACUGUUGAAUUAAUGAGUUUAUCUGGGACCACAUUUUGGCCGUUAUUUUGGUUCAGCUAUGAAUUGGCCCAUACCGGCUGCUGAUUGCUAGCAUCAAUCUAAUGUAGUCAUUUUCACAGGUGCUUAGAUUCUGUGUUUACUGCUGAUGCUAUGGCAACUGUCAUUUGUUUUAUUUAUUAAGUUUCAUUUACUGGAAACAAUUGAAGUAGAGGUUGAACCACUGAUUUUCUGUGAUCCUACCGUUGACUGUGGUAUGGGAGUUUUUUCUUUAGAAAAAUCUUUUGCAUUUUUUGUGUGAAGUGUGAAAUAAAGGGGGAAGGUCUUCUGGAUCAUUUAGGAAUAUUAUAAUUUAGGAAUAUUUACAUUAUAUGGUCUUUUUUUUUAAAAAUAUUCCAUUAUAACAUUUGUGUUGACUAGUGUUGCUUAUAAGAAAUGUUGAGGUAACUAUCUCUACAACUAUGAGAUUUUUAUGUAUAAUGUGACAUGUAUUGUACACUUUAACUGCCAGUAUUAUCUCACUCUGGGAUUUGCACAUUUUCUUGGAUGUAGAUGGGUCAGCAAAUGUUAUAUUUACAAACUUUUUGACAACCUAUAAAAUUGUCAUAAAAUGUACUAAGUUUAAAUUAACACAAUAUGGAAAUAACUCAUUUAAGUGGGACGGUACUUUGGGAAAAACAAGAGUAAUGGACCGAAGUUGCCCCUAGAGAGUGCCCCCCCCCCCCCCCCAACACCCCCACCUUACUGUUAGGUUGUGUUUGACAACACGUGUGCAAUAUAUUUACACAUAUUUAAUGGAACUCACCCCUUUUUUAUUACUUUUACUAUAUGAAUGGUGAAUGUUGCUGAUAAACACGAGUAUAUCAUACCACUAUUGUACAGAAAUAGCAGAGCAUCCGAGAAUCCUGCAUGGUAUAUGUAUAUAUGAGUUUCAAACCUCGCACUUUUUUGAGAUUUUAACUUACAUUUAACAUAAGUCUAUUACAGUAACUGUAACAUUAUAUUAUCAGUCCAGGUAGUCUAUUUGGCUUAGAUGAUGAAUUCAUGCAUUUACCAUGAGAUGUCACCGCUGCAUAUUAGUCUGUCUUGAGAGUCCAGUUUCCAUCUAUAUUGCUGUGUUGGCAAUUCAUGUCUUGUUUCAAUAAACCAUGUUUAAAUAUACGAAA
Molecule: messenger RNA, 7684 nt
Organism: Lingula anatina
Lineage: Eukaryota; Metazoa; Brachiopoda; Lingulata; Lingulida; Lingulidae
Product: potassium voltage-gated channel protein Shal
Biological process (GO): action potential; protein homooligomerization; potassium ion transmembrane transport
Cellular component (GO): voltage-gated potassium channel complex; membrane
Molecular function (GO): protein binding; A-type (transient outward) potassium channel activity
Source: RefSeq, a predicted model, not a curated record